UGUGGCUUAUUUGUGGUGGAUUUUGGGUGAAGCAGACAUUGACACGGGUCGGGGCUGUGUUGGUGGAUGACACAGCGCCGAGGCAGACCAGGCGCCACUCACAGGAACCACGAAGAGUACUUGCUGGCGGGGAAGCCACCUCAGUCACCCCCGAGACACAGAGGGAGAAGGACGUGCGCUCUUUGACUCCAACCAUGGCGCCUGAUACUAAGAAAACCCGCAGUUCCAAUAAGUCAUCCACGUCACAAUUAACAGUGGAGAAAGCCUUCAUGAAGUACAGACAGUGUGACAGCGCUGGUGUGUGGUGGGCGGUGUUUGGCGUGGUGUGUGUCGUUACCGCAGCCACUCGGUUCUACAAUGUGGGACAGCCGGAGCAUGUCGUGUGGGACGAGACUCACUUUGGGAAAUUUGGCAGCUGGUACAUCAACAGAACCUUCUUUUUCGAUGUCCACCCUCCACUAGGCAAGAUGCUGAUAGGAGCGUUUGGUUACCUGACAGGCUACGAUGGCACCUUCCCCUUCGUCAAGCCAGGUGACUCCUAUGAAGGGGUCUCUUAUAUUGGCAUGCGUGUGUGCUGCACAGCGAUGGGGGCUUGUCUGGUGCCCUUUGCCUUCAUCAUUGUGUGGGAGAUGACGCACUCACUGCCGGCCGCCACCUUCGCUUCCUCCCUCAUACUGUUUGAUAUUGGAUUGCUAACCUUAACCCAGUACAUCCUGCUGGACCCAAUACUUCUGUUCUUCAUUAUGGGGUCUGUUGUUGGAAUGGUCAAGUUUCAUGCACAGAGAAAUAGGGCAUUUUCCGGGUCAUGGUGGGGGUGGCUGGCGUUCACAGGAGUCAUGCUGUCGGGGUCUGUGUCCACCAAGUUUGUGGGUCUGUUUGUGGUGGUGUAUGUCGGUCUGCACACCAUCGCCACACUUUGGGACAUCUAUGGCGACCUCACUAACCCUCUGAGUCUAGUGGCCAAGCAUUUCUUCUCCCGAGCUGUGGGCCUCAUCCUCCUCCCAAUCCUGCUGUACUGUGUCUACUUCUACAUCCACCUCACCAUUCUCUGCAAAAGUGGUAAUGGCGACGGUUUCUAUAGCUCAGCAUUUCAGUCACAGCUUGAAGGAAACUCUCUAUACAACGCCAGCAUGCCACUAGAGCUGGCAUACGGGGCGGAGGUGACCCUGAAGAACGCAAGGACAGGGGGUGGUUACCUACACUCACACAUACACCUCUAUCCUGAAGGUGUGGGAGCCCGCCAGCAGCAGAUCACGACCUACUCUCACAAAGACUUCAAUAAUAGAUGGCUGGUGAAGAAAUGGAAUGAGGAACCUGGUGACUGGGAGGAUGAAUCUGACCCCAUUGAAUUGGUGAAGAAUGGUGACCUGAUAAGAUUGGAGCACGUACCAACUGGCCGAAACCUCCACUCACACAGGGAGGCUGCCCCGGUCACCAAGAGGCAUCACCAAGUUACGGGGUAUGGCGAGAACGGCGAGGGUGACGUGAAUGAUGUGUGGCGUGUGGAGGUGGAGGGCGGGGUGGAGGGGAGUGCGGUGAAGACUGUGGUGGAUCGCUUUCGUCUUGUGCACUACCUGGUGGGGUGUGCGCUCAUGUCACACAACAAACAGCUGCCCAAGUGGGGGUACGAACAGAUGGAGGUGACCUGCAACCCCAACACACACGACCCUAACAACUUCUGGAACAUUGAGGACAACCAGUUCCCUCGCUUACCAAACUCCAGCUUCGAGAUUUACGCACCAAACUUCCUUGAAAAGUUUGUUGAGUCCCAAGUUAUGUUUCAAGGCAAUUCGGGACUCAAGCCCAAGGAGGGAGAGAUCACGUCCCAGCCCUGGCAGUGGCCCAUUAACUUCAAGGGCCAGUGGUUCUCGGCCAUAGAUGGGUUCAAAGUGUACCUCCUGGGCCACCCUCUGAUCUGGUGGGGGAACCUGGUGGUGCUGGCUGCCUUUGUGUUGGUGUACUGCCGCCACGCGUAUGCCAGACAGCGUGGGGUGUUCAUUGAUGCUGAGACGAAAGAGCGCCGUGAGAGGACCCUAGGAGCGUGUGGGUGGCUGGCGCUGGCCUGGGCGCUACAUUACCUCCCAUUCUACGCCAUGGGACGGAUUCUGUACUUCCACCACUACUUCCCAGCUCUCCUCUUCUCCUCCAUGCUGACUGGUGUGAUUCUGGACUACCUGUUUGAGUCCCUGCCUGGCCUGGUGCCGCCCUACCUGGCCACCUCCGUCUACCCAACCCUCACUGGACUCUUCUACUCCUCACUGGCCUACAGCUUCUACCUGUUCUCUCCGCUGGCGUAUGGGAUGCACAACUUGGAGGCAGACUGGGAGAACCACACUAUUCAUAAGAUGCGCUGGCUGGACACAUGGGAAUUCUAGACACAGAGAGAGUGUGCGUGUGUCUGUUUAGAGGAUUCUGUGUGUGUGUGUGUGUGUGUGUGUUAGUGAAAGUUGUGUGCAAGAGAGACAGAGAGAAAUGUUUACUUGAUUUUGAAGGAUUGUUUGUGUGAGAGAGAGAGAGAGAGAGAGAGAGAGAGAGCAAGAGAGAGAGAGUUACCUUUCUCUGUGAUUCUUGUACCAGAGAGACUCCCAAAAAGUAAGUGAGAGAAUUAAUUGCCCUAAAAUAAGUAAAACAAAGAAAUGAAACUCAACAUUCCAAUAAUAUUAAUAAAAAAAGAAAAAAAUAAUAAAAAUAAAUAAAGAUUGUAAUUAGAAUCUUUAUAAUGACAAUUUUUGAAAAGAAUCUCAUUAAUUUAAGUUUUGAUUUUACAUUAAUUUUUGUUUUAUUUGCUUCAGAUCAGAAAAAAAAUGUUAUAUUAAAUUUUGUCUAUUUUUAAGUUAAGUUUUUAAAAAAUAUUCUGAAAUUACUUUAUUCAGAAAAAAUGUUUUGUUUGUGUUAUUAUUAUUAUUAUUAUUAUUAUUAUUAUUAUUAUUAUUGUAACUUCAUAUUAUUGUUAUUAUUAUUCUUUCUUCUUUUCUUCUUUUAUUAUUAUUAUUAUUAUUAUUAUUUCAACUGUUCCCAUUAUUAUUAUUAUUAUUAUUAUUAUUAUUAUUAUUAUUAUUCUCUCUUCUUGUUUUCUUCUAUUUCUUCUUAUUAUUACUCUUAUUGUCUUUGUCUAAGUUAUUAUUGUUUUGUUUGUCUGAAAUGUUUCUAUUCUAAAUUAUUGUUAUUAUUAUUAUUAUUAUUAUUAUUAUUUGUUUGUUCUCAAAUAUUUAGAUUCCUUCCUUCAAUUAAUCUUCUACUUAAACCCUUUCAGAAUGUUGGUUAAUGCAAUGUUGGUUACCAUAGUGUUUGUAGGCCUAGAGAAUGUUUAUGAUAAUGUUUGUAGAAAUUUAUAUAUUUUUCCAUAUCGCUCAUGCUGAUGAUGACAAUAAUGACUUCAAAUGUUUA
This is a messenger RNA of Portunus trituberculatus (swimming crab), 3387 nucleotides long. It is a transcript of the gene twisted, whose product is annotated as protein O-mannosyl-transferase 2-like. The record is from RefSeq and is a predicted model, not a curated record. Lineage: Eukaryota; Metazoa; Arthropoda; Malacostraca; Decapoda; Portunidae. Gene Ontology annotation, biological process: protein O-linked glycosylation via mannose. Gene Ontology annotation, molecular function: dolichyl-phosphate-mannose-protein mannosyltransferase activity. Gene Ontology annotation, cellular component: membrane; endoplasmic reticulum.